Molecule: messenger RNA, 1790 nt
Organism: Actinia tenebrosa (Australian red waratah sea anemone)
Lineage: Eukaryota; Metazoa; Cnidaria; Anthozoa; Actiniaria; Actiniidae
Product: N-acylneuraminate-9-phosphatase
Biological process (GO): dephosphorylation; N-acetylneuraminate biosynthetic process
Molecular function (GO): N-acylneuraminate-9-phosphatase activity
Source: RefSeq, a predicted model, not a curated record
AUGUCUUCCUCUGGAGUUCGUGGUAUUCUAUUUGACUUUGACGAUACCCUCGUUAAAACUACGAAAUCAGAUAUCAGUGCCAUAGAAAAGGUAAAAGAAAGAUUAAGACGUUCGUUAUGUAUGAAACACGUCGAACUGAUAGUAAAUGAAUACCUGGAAAAAUUGGCUUUCCAUUCUAUAGAUCCCAAAGGAAUUAUCGACCCUCAUAAAUGGAGGACUGAACUAUGGCAACAAGCGAUAAAUCUCGUACCAAUCAGCUGUACAAAACCCAAUGCACAUGACAUUUACCAUCUUUGGAGGUUUUCGCGUUUAGAAGGAAUUUCUUUAGAUCAAGAAGUAAUUAGAACAUUAAGUCAACUGCGUUUAAGAUAUAAGUUAGCCAUUAUCACAAACGCUGACCCAGUAAUCCAGAGAGAGAAACUUCAAACGUGCGGUAUUAGGGAAUAUGUUGAUGCCAUAAUUAUAAGUGGGGAGCAGCUUUAUCCCAAGCCACACCCCUCUAUCUUCCAUACAGCCUGUUCGAGUCUCGGAGUGUUACCUGAAGAAUGUAUCAUGGUUGGUGACGAUCUUAUGUCUGAUGUUCAGGGGGGUAUAAAUGCUGGAAUGAAGGCAACUGUAUGGGUCAAAAAUGAGAGUCAGCAAAAAUGUACUUCAGCUGGUUAUCCCACCCCAGAUUUCACAAUCGAUGCACUAAAGGAACUGCCWAGUGUUUUAUCUCAAAUCAGUUCGUAAAUGAACAAUGGUUGAUUUAGCCUAGCUGACCUUUCAUUUGUCUGUUUAUUACUGCUGAAACCUGUCCUUUAUAAUCUAGGAAAUAUGUAAUUUCAAUACUGUGCAAUAAAAAAAUACUAAGAACCAAAAUGUCAGUCAAAUAUACCUUUUUAUUACACACUAUUUAUUUUGCUUGUAUAUAUUAUUUCCAUCAUAUUUCUUGCUGGACACAAGUGUGCAAAUAUUUUAACGAAUAAUUACCAUAAUAGUAUGUAAAAUGUAACCAAACUAAAUUUUAAAGUUUAACUGUAUCAGUCAAUUUGAAUAGCUUGUCCUUAAAUGAUGACCUUGAUUUCACAAAGAGUUGACAUGCCCCUCCUGCACCUUCCUAAAUCUGUCACUGCUAUAAAAAUUAAAAUAUGUCUGUCAUGUUUGAAACAUUUUAUGAUAAUUUAGUAGUUGGAAAUAUAAUGUGAGAUCUUAAUUCAUGAUUUUAUUACUUCUAAACUUGAUCAUUGUAAUUCUGUACUAUAUGGUAUUCCUAAGAAUCUUAUCAAUAGUUAACAGUCUGUUCAAAAUGCAGCAGCUCGCGUUGUUACACUUACUAAGAAAUAUAACCAUAUCACUCCUAUUUUAACUAUGCUUCAUUGGUUGUGUGUACAAUUUAGGAUUACAUUUAAGCUAAUGUUAUUGGUAUGUAAAUCCCUUAAUUGUUUAGCACGAAAAGUCUCAUUGUUAAAUUUGUCUUUAUUCCCUUGAAAUUACUGAUCAUUACUUUCUAGUAUGAAGUAUUUCUUAGUAGUUCCUAAGAUUAGGUUUAAAACUUAUGUUGACAUAUCCUUUGCCGUACCUAGACCUAAAUUGUGGGAUGAUUUACCUUUAGACUUUAGAAAAUCAACCUCAGUGCAGGGGUUUAAUAGGGCACUGAAAGCAUAUUUGUUUAAAACAGCAUUUAAUUGAUAGAGUAUCCUUAUCUUUAGGUUAUUUUUGUGUAUUCUAGUUAGAAUUAUAUAUACAUGUAAACAUUUAAAAGAAAAAUGAAUAUAAAUAAAUUAAAUAAAUGGGAUUUACCAUUGGCA